This is a messenger RNA of Procambarus clarkii (red swamp crayfish), 2836 nucleotides long. It is a transcript of the gene Arp3, whose product is annotated as Actin-related protein 3. Gene Ontology annotation, molecular function: actin filament binding. Gene Ontology annotation, cellular component: Arp2/3 protein complex; actin cortical patch. The record is from RefSeq and is a predicted model, not a curated record. Gene Ontology annotation, biological process: Arp2/3 complex-mediated actin nucleation. Lineage: Eukaryota; Metazoa; Arthropoda; Malacostraca; Decapoda; Cambaridae.
GGGGCGAGUGUGGUCCUGGGCGAGGCGCUGACGCCGGCGGAAGUGUUUACACCCCACGAUAACACUCUUGCCUGCCUCCUCCUCCUCCAGCCUCAGCCUUCAACCCUCCCAUAAUGACAGGCAGGCUGCCUCCGUGCAUCGUCGAUGUCGGCACAGGGUAUACUAAAUUGGGGUUUGCUGGGAACCAUGAACCCCAGAUGAUUAUUCCCUCGGCAGUGGCCAUCAAGGAGACGGCCAAGGUUGGGGAACAGUCCCAACGCAGACUAUGUAAGGGCGUUGAAGAUUUAGACUUCUUCAUUGGCGAUGAAGCUAUGGAUGCUACUGGAUAUGCUGUUAAAUAUCCAGUACGGCAUGGCAUUGUGGAGGACUGGGAUCUUAUGGAGAAGUUCAUGGAGCAGUGUAUAUUCAAAUAUCUCCGAGCUGAACCUGAGGAUCACUACUUCCUGUUGACAGAACCUCCACUCAACACUCCAGAGAAUCGCGAGUACACGGCAGAAAUCAUGUUCGAGUCUUUCAACGUGCCAGGUCUGUAUAUUGCGGUGCAGGCAGUGCUCUCGUUGGCAGCUUCCUGGGCAUCCCGUCAAGCGACGGAGCGCUCUCUAACUGGAACUGUGAUCGACUCGGGCGAUGGUGUUACUCAUGUUAUACCAGUGGCUGAUGGGUACGUCAUUGGAAGCUGCAUCAAACACAUUCCGAUUGCCGGCCGAGACAUCACAUACUUUGUGCAGAGCUUGUUGAGAGAGAGGGAACCAAAUAUUCCACCACAGUUGAGUAUGGAGACUGCUAAGGCUGUGAAAGAGAAGUUCAGCUACAUCUGCCCAGAUAUUGCAAAAGAAUUCAAUAAGUACGAUAGUGACCAGUCAAAAUGGAUUAAGAGAUACGAAGGAAAGAAUCCGGUGAACAACCAGACCUUUGGUAUUGAUAUUGGCUAUGAGCGCUUCCUGGGACCCGAGAUCUUCUUUCAUCCAGAGUUUGCUAACCCUGACUUCACUGUUCCAAUCAGUGAAGUUGUAGAUAAUGUGAUCCAGAACUGCCCCAUCGAUGUCCGUCGUCCUCUAUAUAAGAAUAUCGUUUUGUCUGGUGGAUCAACCAUGUUUAAAGACUUCGAUCGCCGUCUACAGAGGGAUGUGAAGCGUAUUGUUGAUGCUAGACUACGAAUCACAGAACAACUCAGUGGUGGUCGCAUUAAGCCCAAGCCCAUUGAUGUAAAUGUUAUUGCGCACAAAAUGCAGCGUUAUGCAGUUUGGUUUGGUGGCUCUAUGCUUGCAUCAACUCCUGACUUCUACCAGGUGUGUCACACAAAAGCAGAGUACGAGGAGAAGGGGCCGAGCAUCUGCAGACACAACCCAGUAUUUGGAGCCAUGGCAUAAUCAACGAUGAAAUUGACUUAAAGUCAAGUAUAUGAGAAAUGGUUUGUUGGGAGAGUAAUCCUUGUGUCAUUAAGGAUCACUUGGGUUAAUCUGGCCUUGCUGUUGAUGUGUUGUAAACUUGCGAGCAUUUGAGAGAUUGUUGGAAUGAAUGUAGUGAAGUAUGUGCCAUUGUAGUGAAACUCGUUUACAUUUUGAGUCAUUUUUUUCUGUGUGUACAGUGCAGUUUAUCUAUUCCCAUAUCUUUUGAAGAUUCAUUUUCUUUGUUUCCAGAAAGUAUGAGUUCCUUGCUUAUUCUUAUUUAAAAUAGUAUUUAAUACUAAAAUAGUUCUUCAGUCAUGUGUUGAAUGAGGCUUUAUUUACGUACCAUAUUUAGUAUGUUUCUUUUCCAUUACUUAAAUUUCUUGUCAAAUAAGAAGAUAAUUUGGUCAUUGCUUUAAUACUAUUAAAAAUAGUUCUUCUUGUGGCAAGGAAUUAUGGCCUAGCAAAUACAAAAGCUUUGCAUUGAAAAAAAUAUUGAUUUUCAGGUAUGUUUUAAGUGAAAGCUAAAUAUUAGUUCAUUUUUAUAUUCUUACCAUUGUCAUUAUCAGUGUACAUAAAUUCACAAAGGGUUGUUAAAUGUACAAAAAAUAAUUCAUUGCAAUGUUCUUUUAUCCUUUAGUUUACUUAUUAAUCCCAUGUAAAUAAACUUAUUUUAAUUUGUGAUUCUGGUGUAUGAAAUGCCAGAUUUCAUUAAUUAUACUGUAAAAUGAUUUGACCUAUAAGGCUUUUUAAAGUAGACCUCAUAGACUUAUGAGGAACCCAUGAUGGCAUGAACGUUUGAUCAUCAUGAGGGUAAUGUUUGGCUAAAGAAUAAUUACUUGAAAAGAUUUAUGGUUUUUAUGCAAUUUUGUGGGAAUCUGAUCUUGUAGGUUUACAGUCCUAUUUUACACUAUGGUGAUUUGGUUAUCAAUAGUGACGUUUUCCUAUGUAAAUCCCAAAGAUUUUUAUAUAUUGCCAACCUGCCUGGUGCUGCAGUUUGUUGUUACUUAAUUGUAGUGUAUCAGACUGGCUUGCACAGUGACGUAGUUGUUUAAAUCAUGAGUAUAAUACACAGUUAAUAUAUAUUUAGAUUUAAGACUUGCAUUUCAUAAAGCCUUGGCACUAAUGUGAAGAUGUUUUGCCAAAUGAACUAUCAUUUACCUUGUAUAUAUUUGUUUUCUUAAAAGGAAUUUUCUUUCUUUGGGGUGAAGUAAGUUUUAUAAUUUACAAUGGAGUUAAUAUGCGCAAUAUUCAUAAUAAGGUGGAAAACAAUUAUUUUCCAAUUACUGUAUUGGACAUUUGUCAUGCAAUGCUUGAUCUAAAAUUCCUUUUUAACACUUGUUUGUAAUAGCAGUGAAUUGCAUUCAAUAACCCAAAAUUGUGAUUUAUUUCCAAAUGUUGCUGUGAUUAUUUGUAUGUAAUUGUUAAAAAUAAAUCAUUUGCAGAUA